AUGGAUUUCAGGACUUCAAAUGAAGAGACAAAGACUGGGGUUUAUCUGCUGCAAGAUGGUAACGAGGAGCCUUUCAAUAUUCGACUGCACUUGGCUAAAGACAUUCUGACCAUUCAAGAGCAAGAUGUCAUCUGCGUGUCAGGAGAACCAUUUUAUUCCAGUGAGAGAACUGUAACGAUCAGAAGACAGACGAUUGGAGGUUUUGGCUUGAGCAUUAAGGGAGGCGCAGAACACAAAAUCCCUGUUGUGAUAUCAAAAAUAUCAAAAGAGCAAAAAGCUGAACUGUCUGGGCUGCUGUUUAUUGGAGAUGGGAUCCUCCAGAUAAAUGGAAUAAAUGUUCGAAGCUAUCGCCACGAGGAAGCGGUACAGGUUUUGCGAAAUGCAGGAGAGGAAGUCACUCUGACUGUGUCUUUCUUGAAGAAGACACCUGCUUUUCUGAAACUGCCCCUCUGUGAAGACUGCACAUGUGUUCCAAGUGACCAGAGCAGUGGAACGUCCUCCCCUCUGUGCGACAGUGGCUUACACCUGAACUACCAUCCUAACAAUACAGACUCACUGUCCUGCUCAUCUUGGCCCACGUCCCCUGGGCUCCGCUGGGAGAAGAGAUGGGUGGACCUGCGCCUUAUUCCUCUCCUCCACUCCCGUCUGUCACAGCACAUCCCGGGCUCUGACGUCUGCAGGAAACAUGCAUUUCAAGUCAUAGCUGUGGAUGGGGUUUGCAGUGGGGUUAUCACGUGCCCCACUGCUGAAGACUGCCUAGAUUGGCUCCAAGCAAUAGCAGCCAAUAUAUCAGCUCUCACCAAGCACAAUGUGAAGAAGAUUAACAGAAACUUCCCAGUUAAUCAACAGAUUAUCUACAUGGGCUGGGUAGAUGAGAAGGAGCAGGACUCCGGUCAGGACCGAAUGUAUUCACCAAAGUUCCUCGCCUUAAAGGGUUCCUCACUCUUCAAGUUCUCAGCACCUCCUGUGACUACAUGGGACUGGACCAGGGCAGAGAAGAGCUACACCGUGUACGAGAUCAUGUGUAAAGUUUUGAAGGACAGUGACCUCUUGGACAAGCGGAAGCACUGCUUCAGCAUCCAGACGGAGUGUGGGGAGGACAUGUUCUACAGCGUAGAGCUGGAGUGUGAGCUGCUCAUCUGGGAAAAAGCCUUUCAGAUGGCUACUUUCCUGGAGGUGGAGAGAAUACAGUGUAAAACAUAUGCUUGCAUCAUGGAGAGCCACCUGAUGGGGCUGACCAUAGACUUCAGCAUGGGCUUUGUCUGCUUCGAUGCUGCUUCAAAAGGGGUGCUGUGGAGAUACAAAUUCUCCCAACUGAAAGGAUCGUCUGAUGAUGGGAAGAGCAAGAUCAAAUUUCUGUUCCAAAAUCAGGACAAUAAAGCAAUUGAAGCCAAGGAGCUGGAAUUUUCUAACCUCUUUGCCGUGCUGCACUGUAUCCAUGCAUUCUUUGCUGCCAAAGUUGCUUGCCUGGAUCCGAUGUUUUUGGAGAGUCAAGGUGCUGCGACUACCGCUGGGGGGGUUUCCACGCUCACCAGUGUCUCCUGUAAUACACAGACAUCCAGAAUCAAAUACUCCAUCUGACAGAGCCUGCUCAGCCCCUCUCCUUAUCCCUCUCUCCCGAGUCCCCCCUCUCCCCUAAGACACUGCACUUUUACUACAU
Molecule: messenger RNA, 1660 nt
Organism: Salvelinus namaycush (lake trout)
Lineage: Eukaryota; Metazoa; Chordata; Actinopteri; Salmoniformes; Salmonidae
Product: gamma-1-syntrophin-like
Exons: 17
Coding region: 1-1581 (526 amino acids)
Cellular component (GO): dystrophin-associated glycoprotein complex; intracellular anatomical structure
Molecular function (GO): structural molecule activity; protein binding
Source: RefSeq, a predicted model, not a curated record